This is a messenger RNA of Strongylocentrotus purpuratus (purple sea urchin), 2350 nucleotides long. RefSeq lists its product as uncharacterized. Lineage: Eukaryota; Metazoa; Echinodermata; Echinoidea; Camarodonta; Strongylocentrotidae. The transcript has 11 exons. Gene Ontology annotation, biological process: protein modification by small protein removal. Bases 78 to 1622 code for a protein of 514 amino acids. Gene Ontology annotation, molecular function: peptidase activity. The record is from RefSeq and is a predicted model, not a curated record.
GUGAUUCAUUCUUCACCGAGGCGUCGACAGAACUGAACUUAUUUUCUCAUUGCUUUCGUUUGUUAAUUUGUGGAAAAAUGGAACAACCAGAGCCAAAAGAUGUACAUCUUUACAUUUAUGAUUUAACGAAAGGCCUUGCUCGUCAGCUAUCCCUAGCAUUACUGAAUAAACAAAUUGAUGGAAUAUGGCAUACAGGGAUUGUGGUCUACGGCAGAGAGUAUUUCUUUGGCGGUGGAGGAAUAGAAAGUUGCAGGCCGUGUGGAACCAUCCUAGGACAGCCGACACAGGUGCACAAGAUUGGAUCCACACAAGUCUCCUACUCGCUCUUCUUGGAAUAUCUCGGAGAGAUGGGCAUGUCUGCAUUCAGUGGAGAUACAUACAACCUGAUUAACCACAAUUGCAAUAACUUCAGCAACGAGGUGGCCCAGUUCCUAACAGGCAACUCUAUCCCAGCACACAUCACCGAUUUACCACAGGAAGUACUCAACACACCCAUAGGUCAAGCGAUGAAGCCUCUCAUCGAUGCUCUGGCCUACAAUCCUACGGGCAACCGCCCUGACUCAGAGGGGGGUCCAUCCGUCUACGAUGCCCAAGCCAGCGGGGCAGGUGGCAAACCGCCGCCGGCCACUCAAACUGCUUCAACUUCUACUAGCACUAAAGAAUCAACAACAAAGUCUGAAGAAGCCAGUAAACCCAAACAAACCCCUGAAGCAGCCUAUAACGAGGAAGAGGAAGAAGACAAUGACCUCUUCCUAAAGAAGUUGAGGGAGCGGAGGCAAUCAAGAUCAAUCACAAGGCUUUGUCUCUUCAGAGAUGGUGAUCCAGCAGCAUUCACAGACAGCAUCAAACAGCAUCUUCCUCAGAGCCUCCUUACUGCGGAUGAGAUGAUGAUCUUAGAUCAGAUGAAAGAUGCCUUCCAAGCGCCUAGCGACAGUCUCCUAGACGAUGACUGGGAUAAAACUCUACCUCCCGUCAAACCAGACUACUUCCUGGUCAUAGGAAAGCUGCUUGGUAGGACGGAUCUACCCCCUGUGGUUCUGAUCCCGCUACUGCAGCUCCUCCAACUGGCCUUCCUCAGGGAGGAUGUCAUUGGUCUCCUCUGCACCAACGAGGACAGGACCAUCAUAGACUUUGUUAGCAGGGCAGAGGGACAGCCGCAGAAGGUCCAGGUCGAAAUCAUUCACUUGCUUUGUAACAUGUGUGCCAGCAGCCAAGGAUACGCCUGGGUCAUCUCGGAGAAAGAAUGGAAAGCGCCCUCUGCCAACGGUGCCUCUACGUCUAAUAUGAAGAUUAUCAAGGCCAUCGUUAUAGCCAUGCUGCUGAGUGGAUCUGAUCAGUUAUGCGAGGCAGCCGCUUCUCUCGUCUUCAACUUCACAAGACACAAGCUUGUAGAUGACAACGCAGUUGAUUUCGGAAGUGCUUUGCUGCAGGUACUAUCAACAGGGGAGUUUUCAGAGCCAACAGUUUACUACGGCAUAGGCUCCCUCUAUGGUUUGAUGGGGAAUGUGGAGGUGCUUUGUCUUGCCAACGUGAUGGGGUUCAACACGGACAAGUGGGUGGGGCUCUCGGACAGGAUCAAUCAGAUAAUCUAUGACAUGUGUCUUCUCCUAGAAGAAAAGUAGCACGCUCAGGUACAUGAGAUACUCAAGACCCUUUAACCUACAGGCAAACCUGUCUUUUAAAGGGAUCGUUUAACAAUGUUAAAUCUGAGAUGAAUGGUCCUAGGUGUUAUCAGUGUCUGUGAUAUGGUGUAAUAUUGAAGUCCUAAAAAUUGCGCUUCAAAUAAUCAUGAAGUGCCUCAAAACGUUAAAAUCUUUGAGUUACCGGUUUUACCAUGCUCAUUUUUCCCAAAAGACUGUAGUGAUAUAAAAAUGUUAGGAAAACGAAUGCUGAAAUUUUUAAUUCCAAUCAUAGAUAUCUUGAUAAUCAGACAGGCGAUGGGCUUGUAAAAGUCAGUGGAUUCAUGUAUGACCUAAAGGUUAAUAAUUAUGAUUGCAGCAUGAGCUAAAUCCAGGAUUUUGUUUUAGAAUCUUUGGUAAAGUUACCCAGUCCCUUUAAUAGCUGCCACCUCUCUAGAAAGGCCACCUGUCAAUAAUGGUGACCCAUACUGCAUCCCUCUCCAAAGAAAUGUGUGUUGAAGAACCGGACUACAAAAUUAAAAUGAUUGAAUCUUUGUGUAGGACAAAACGUACAACCAUUUUGUAAAAGGGUCUGAAAAUCAGACUAUUACUUAGGUUAUUGCAAAGUCAUUUUCAAGCUUUGGUUUUGAGGAAAGUUGUAAAUUGUUAUUGUCUUUCAAAUGCUGUUGGAAUUUAACCUUUUCAUUUUUUGGGGCCUGCAAAUGGGACAU